Messenger RNA from Actinia tenebrosa (Australian red waratah sea anemone), 2709 nucleotides. Its product is annotated as beta-1,4-N-acetylgalactosaminyltransferase 3. Lineage: Eukaryota; Metazoa; Cnidaria; Anthozoa; Actiniaria; Actiniidae. Gene Ontology annotation, molecular function: acetylgalactosaminyltransferase activity. Gene Ontology annotation, cellular component: Golgi cisterna membrane. The record is from RefSeq and is a predicted model, not a curated record.
ACUUUCACUUGUCAGAAAAACGUUCAGAACACCUUAAUUGUAUUCUACAGAAACAUUUACCAUUGAUCGUUAGAGUGGUACCUCCUAUUACUCCAAGACAAUUGAAAGACGAACGAGAAGAAAUGUGUUUGAAAUAUCCCAUUCUCGAUCAUAAACAAGUGUCAGACGUACUCAGCACGUGUCCUUACGAUCCCACCAGAAGUCUGCACAUUGCUUGGUAUCAGGUCAAGCUUUCAGAGGUUUACCCAGACGAUAAAACUUCGAUAUAUAGAAAAGACGGAAACACAAUUAUCAAAACGACGGAAAUCAAAGAGGUUGUCAAAGAAUACAUGGACAAGUUAAAGAAAGUUAAAGGAGAUUUGUACAAGUUGAAACGAAUUCUCAAUGUGGUGAAAAAACACGAUGCUAUAAAAGGAAGUCGUUAUCUUCUGGAGCUGGAACUUAGUGUUCAAGGAAAGAGUGAAUCAGUGCUGCUGUCUGAAUACGUGUACAAGUUCAGCAAGGAAUACCGCAAGGUUCACAACAAAACGACUAGUGAACUUUGCUACCCCGAGGGAAUGGUGUGGAGCAAAGACACCAAGAUUUAUAUUAUACUACCAGUUCUUAAUUAUGGCUAUUGGGUGAAGUAUAUCAUCGAUGAACUAUCCAAGAUUUACCUCAACACGAAAGAGAGAAACUUCCAUCUUGUGAUGAUAGAUUUCAACAGCACAGAUUUUGAAGCUGAGAAAUAUUUACAGGAAUCAGUGUUAAGAAACAGUUUUACAUUCUUGAAAAAGGGUGGAAGAUUCUUCAAAACUGAAGCAAUUAAUGAAGGAGCCGCUACAGUCAAGGAUCCAAAUAGUAUAAUAUUUCUAAUGGAUUUGCACAUCACAGUUCCGCCAUGUUUCUUUGACAUCAUAAGGAAGCACACGAUAAAAGGGAAGUUGUCUUUCUUUCCUGAGCUCCUUAGGCUCUCGUGUUCUGCUUCUGAUAUCUACCCACAAGGUUUCUGGGAAGGAAUGGGUUAUGGCUUACUUGGUAUUUAUAAAAAAGACUGGGAUUCCUUUGGUGGAGAGGACGUGGAAAAGUUCAGAUACAGAUGGGGUGGUGAGGAUUGGGACCUACUGGACAGGGUAGCAAGUGCUAGGAUAGAAAUUGAGAGAUUUAAAUGGCAAAAGCUCUUCCAUUUUCCACACGCUAAAAAAGGCACCUGGUACAAGAAAAAAAAUGCAACUGCCCAUUAAUAAUUAAAACACCGAAAAAUCAUUUUAAGGAUGUUGUGCUCUUUGAAAUUUCAAUUAUAUCAAAGUCGGGGCAGGUUCAUUAGAUAAUAUCACCUUUUCUUGACAAGACCGCUGACCCGAACUUCCUAACUUUGUUAUAAACAUCAUUAAAGUUUAUAUUUUGAAAAUACUGCUUAACUUCUGUAUGAUAUUGUUAUGAUAAGUGACCUCCAUAUUUCCAUUCGGUCACAAAAAAGGGGACUGGAUUCCCUGAGGAACUUCUUAUUUGAAAUAUUUUUGACUACCUUAUUACAUGAAAUUGUCGCUAUUGAUUGAUUGAUUGAUUGAUUGAUUGAUUGAUUGACUGAUUGGUUUAAACAGAGGUGCCCAGUUCAGCAAAGCUGGUUUGAAUGGGGCUCUGUUAAAAAUAACCUCACAAACAGAAAAUAUAGUACAAAACACAAAUAUUAAAGUUGCAAAGUAGUAAAAUUAAAACGUACACUUAACAUGAAAUAUACAUGGCGCACAGGGUUGCACAGAAAGACUGUAAAAAAACUUGUUAGUAACUAUAGACCAAUAUCUUUGCUACCAGUAGUCAGUAAGGUCUUUGAAAAGUGCGUUUUGAAAAGCAUCCUACCGGAUUUUCUGAGGGUUAUCUCGGACUCCCAAUCUGGGUUCCUAGAGGGAAGGUCCUGUGUUUUGCAGUUGUUUACUGUCUUUCACGAAAUAGGCGCCUCACUAGAUAAAAAUAUUGAGACAGAUAUCCUCUAUUUAAAUUUCGCGAAAGCUUUUGACUCCUUGACAAGCUGAGGUUAUACGGGGUAGAUGGUGCAUUGUGGGAUUGGUUCUCUGACUACCUCAGAAAUCGCAGGCAACGUGUCGUCUUUGACGGGUCCAAUUCCGGCUGGACGCCUGUGGUCUCUGGGGUUCCUCAUGGCAGCCUCCUGGGACCGAUCCUUUUUCUUGCCUAUGUCAACGAUCUGCCCAGUGUAACCUCGACUAGGACUAAGUCAUGAGAGAUGAGGCGGUAAGCCGUGUGGGAUGGGCUCGGAAAUCAUAUAAAAACAUGAGUAAUAGGUAAAAUAGGUAAUAGGUCGCGACUUGAAGUUGCGAAAGGUCCAUUGGCCCUCUUCUUCAGUCGUUUCAUACAAGGUUCGUAAUUUACCUAUUACGAUGUUUUUAUAGGACUAAGUCAGUUUUGUUUGCUGACGAAUGUUACCGCACGCAGCAAUCUCUGCAAGACUACUUGGUCCUCAAGUAUGACCUUAACGGCUUGGUUAGCUGGAGUGUUGACUGAGACUUAACACCACCAAAUGCAAGGUCCUCAAAAUAUCUAGAAGACUUAAUCCAACGUCUCGUACUUACACCAUUGGCUUCGACGCCUUAAAGGAGAGUCGCUCCCAAAAAAAGACAUGGGGAUUAUUACUUCACAUAACUUAGGCUGGCAUAACCAACGUUGUUAGUUUACGUUGUUGCUAAAUCCAAUAAAGUUCUGGGUUUCCUUAGA